AAAAGUAAAACACAACAGCUGGCAAAAAAAAAAAAAAAGGAAAAAUCAAAAACCGGCGAAGGAUUUCAGCGUUUCCGAACUUUUCCAUCAGAGACUCGUUCCGGAGAUUUUUUUUAUCGUUAUUUUGUUUCUCUUCCGGCUGAUCUGCGUUCAACACAACCACUUGUUUUCAUAGAGAACGGCGAAGUAAAAUUGAAGUCGGAGAAUCGCAUUCGCUCUCGAGAUUUUUUUUGCUCAAUGACUUCUUCGACACAGGCUUGAUUUAGGAUCGGAGUUCUUAAAUAAGGUGAUCUAGCGAAGAUGAUGGUCGAGGAUCUUGGUGUGGAAGCCAAGGAAGCGGCUGUUCGGGAGGUCGCGAAGCUCUUGCCGUUGCCUGAACUUUUGCAGUCUAUUUCUUCGAUUAAGGCCGAUUACAUCGCUCGUCAACAGGCGAAUGACGCACAGCUCAGUACCAUGGUUGCUGAGCAGGUUGAACAAGCUCAAGCUGGCUUAGAGUCGCUUUCUUCAUCUGAGAAGACCAUAUAUGAACUGAGGGAUAAUUUCAUUUCUAUCGACAAGACCAGAUAAAGCUGCUGAGUAAUGCCAGGAAUAAUCUAAACAAAACCCUAAAGGAUGUAGAGGGUAUGAUGUCAAUUUCUGUUGAAGCUGCUGCGGCUCGGGAGUCUCUCAGUGAUGAUAAAGAAAUCGUUAACACUUAUGAGAGAUUAACAGCACUUGAUGGUAAACGGAGAUUUGCAUUAGCAGCUGCUGGAGAGGAGGUUGGCAGGCUAAGGGAGUAUUUUGAAGAUGUUGAUAGAACAUGGGAAACAUUCGAGAAGACACUAUGGGGUCAUGUUUCCAACUAUUACAAACUUUCUAAAGAAAGUCCGCAAACGCUGGUUCGUGCUUUGAGGGUUGUUGAAAUGCAAGAAAUUCUUGACCAACAACUUGCUGAAGAAGCAGCAGAGGCUGAGGGAGAAGGUGCGAUGGCAUCUGUAGCAAAUCCCCGAAGGCCUGGCAAGAAAUCUACGACAACGUCAGCUUCGUCAAAGGGUCUUGCUCAACAAAAGUUAAAAGUCCAAGGGAAAGGCUACAAGGACAAAUGCUACGAGCAAGUUCGAAAGGCAGUCGAAAAUCGAUUUAACAGGCUUUUGACGCUUGUAUUUGAAGAUCUAAAAGCAGCUUUGGAGGAAGCUAGAACGAUUGGAGAGGAACUUGGAGAUAUUUAUGACUAUGUGGCUCCUUGUUUUCCUCCGAGAUACGAGAUAUUUCAGCUUAUGGUGAACCUGUAUACCGAGAGGUUCAUACAAAUGCUCAGAUUGCUCAGUGACAGGGCAAACGAUCUGACAAAUAUAGAAAUUUUAAAGGUGACUGGUUGGGUAGUAGAGUACCAAGAAAACCUUAUUGCACUUGGUGUUGAUGAUUCACUAGCUCAAGUGUGUUCUGAGAGUGGUUCAAUGGAUCCUCUAAUGAAUGCAUAUGUGGAAAGAAUGCAAGCUACAACGAAGAAAUGGUACAUGAAUAUCCUUGAAGCGGAUAAGGUGCAACCACCUAAAAAAACAGAGGAAGGGAAAUUAUACACACCAGCGGCUGUAGAUCUAUUCAGAAUACUUGGAGAGCAAGUGCAAAUUGUCAGAGAUAAUAGCACCGAUGUUAUGUUGUACAGGAUUGCUUUAGCUAUUAUCCAGGUUAUGAUUGAUUUCCAAGCAGCUGAAAAGAAGAGAGUUGAAGAACCUGCUUCUGAUAUUGGUCUGGAACCUCUAUGCGCUAUGGGACAGGUUACCGAGUAUCUUGUGGCAACUUUUGGUGAUUAUUUCACAGAUGUCAAAAUGUAUGUUGAAGAAAGAUCAUUUAGAAGAUUUGUUGAAGCUUGUCUGGAAGAAACAGUCGUUGUAUAUGUUGAUCAUCUCCUAACACAGAAAAACUACAUCAAGGAAGAAACUAUUGAGCGGAUGAGGCUGGACGAGGAGGUUCUUAUGGAUUUCUUUAGGGAGUAUAUAAGUGCAUCUAAAGUGGAGAGCAGAAUCAGAAUAAUGAGCGAUCUGAGAGAACUUGCGUCCGCGGAAAGUCUAGAUGCAUUUACCCUUGUGUACUCAAACAUUCUUGAGCACCAGCCUGACUGCCCGGCUGAGGUCGUGGAGAAGCUUGUGGGACUGCGUGAAGGUAUACCACGGAAGGACACGAAAGAGGUGGUGCAAGAGUGCAGAGAAAUAUAUGAGAACACUCUUGUAGAUGGUAAUCCUCCAAAGACGGGCUUUGUAUUCCAGAGAGUCAAGUGCUUAGCUGCUAACAAAGGAUCUCUCUGGCGAAAACUCACUUAGGUCGAAUGAGUUUAUAUGAUCGGUAAAACAGCGUUCAGCGUUCAGCGUUUGCGCCCCCACACUGCUGUUUUUUUUGUUAGGAUGAUGUUUAUGUUUCUUCUCCAAAUUGUGGCGUUUGCGUCCUGUGUCUUCUUUUUUUGCAUUGGUAUCUUUUUGCUCUCUGUAAAUUCUGUGUUUUCUCAAUUUUUGGUUUUAAACUUUUUUAUACCUGGAUUGAAAGUUCAAACGUUUCGGUUGCCAGUUGCCACUUGCACUAGAAUAUUAUUCCGUUGUAUUUAGGAAAGCGUAUCUUGUCUUAAUCAAGUUCUAUUGUUUCAUUUAA
This is a messenger RNA of Camelina sativa (false flax), 2622 nucleotides long. Lineage: Eukaryota; Viridiplantae; Streptophyta; Magnoliopsida; Brassicales; Brassicaceae. The record is from RefSeq and is a predicted model, not a curated record.